This is a messenger RNA of Alexandromys fortis (reed vole), 636 nucleotides long. RefSeq names its product chromosome unknown C20orf204 homolog (gene CUNH20orf204). Bases 1 to 618 code for a protein of 205 amino acids. The transcript has 4 exons. NCBI's taxonomy places the organism in Eukaryota, Metazoa, Chordata, Mammalia, Rodentia, Cricetidae. The record is from RefSeq and is a predicted model, not a curated record.
AUGGCAGGGCAGAAUAUAACUAGGAGGAGAAAGCCAGCAGCUGCCGGAGAAGAUGCCAGAGCACCGGUGCCCCCCAAGCCCACUCUCUACGUCCUACCAAUGCUGCUGGCAUUUCUUGAGUCGGCUCUGGGCUGGGCCGGGUCCCAGUCCUGCAGUGUCCAGGAGGUACUCCGGCACUACCAGGCUGUCAUCUUCCAGGACUUGCAGGCUGCCAUGCAAUGGGCUGGGACGAGAGCCCAGCAUACAGAGCCUGGGUCCCGGCGGCACCACCACCUGACUGGAGCUGGUGGAGGUCAGGGACAGCCAGGGGCCUCCUGUGAUGCCCAGAAGGAGCGUAGCAUCCUACUGUCUAUUGAGUCCCUGGGUCAGACCCUUCUUGCGAGCGUGGCUGGAGUUCCCCACAAUGCAUUAGAGAAAGCGGCAUGGACAGUAGCGGUGCGCACCAAGGCAGUGAUGCACAGACACUGCCGGACAUCCAGCAGGAUCCUGCAGCCCAAGAGGCGUCCAGAACAGCAGCGUCCCAGCCGGAGGAGGCUCCUGCUACGUGCCCUGCACGCUGUCGCCACCUGCUGGGAGAAGCUCUUUUCGCUGAGUGCCGUGGCCACCAGAGAAUUCUAGCGCUGCCCCUGUCCUUAU